CACAACUUCUCUUCAGUUCGAUUCGCUUCAAUUCCAUCCAAUUUCAACUACCACAUAGCGACUUUAGUUCAAAAGAUAAGGAUCGCGAACCGAAUGGGAAAUCCUCACUCUUCACCAAGAAGUAAGCGAGAGGACUCCGCCUUCAGCCUACAGUAUCGUUCUUCGUCGUAAUUUUCUCUGAAAAAUUCACAAUCCAAAAGCAAGCAUCUUCCAAUUUUCCUUAUAAAUAAAUACAUAGAUAUUAUAUAUACAUACAGUACUUCGCCUCUGUGUAUAUUCGAUUGAUCGAGUACUCAGUCAGAUGAAUAACAAUACGACGUCGCAGUAUAUGGACAAGCAGAUCAUGGAUCUCUCCAAUUCUCAGAGCGCCGCCGCUGCUACUGACAACAAUGGCGGCGGCAACAGUGACUUCAUCGAUUUCAUGAAUCGUCCGCCGGAGAAGAAAGACGACAUCGUUCCGAGCUACGAAUUCAUGCCGAUUCGACCCGCUGUCGGAUCGUCGUCUCCGAAGGCUGCACGUCCGUCUAAUUUUGACUCCGGCGACGACGAUGCUCCCCUCAGAACGUGGAAUUCCUUAGAUUCCAGACCCGGUGCCUCUCCAAUCAGAAAUUACAAUUCUAUUGAUGCUGAUGAGCCUGCCAAGUUUGUUUUGGGGAACAAUCACAAGCCUAGCAAUGCGUCUUUGGAUGCGUCUUUGGUUUCCGAGAUUGAUAAGACGAUGAAGAAGUAUAUGGACAAUUUGACACAUGCUGUUGAUAACAUGAGUGCAAGAUUAUCUCAGUUGGAAACAAGGACUCGCAACCUCGAACAUUCCAUUGAUGAUCUUAAGGUUUCUGUUGGUAAUAACCAUGGCAUCACUGACGGAAAAAUGAGACUGUUGGAGAAUAUCCUUAACGAGGUGCAAGCUGGUGUAGAGCUUAUAAGGGAUAAACAAGAAGUAGUAGAAGCUCAAGUACAGAUUGCUAAAAUGCUCAACCCGAAAGUUGAACAAGUUGAAAGCAAGAACACUGCACAUAUGGAUUCUACUCAGACAGGAGUUCCUACUCACCAGCAGUACUCUACUGUUUCUCCGGCACAACCACCGCCACCCAACGCCCCUCCACCACCACCUCCACAGCAUAACUUACAGCCUCAAGUUCAGUUUCCCAAUCAGUUCCCUCAAAACCAACCACCUUCUAUUCCUCAGCGAGAGUCUUAUUUCCCAUCACCCGGUCAAACCCCCGAAAACCCGAAUCAGCAAUACCAACUACCUCCACCACCACCCCCACUACAGCUGCAGCAGCACCACCCUGGCGCACCACCGUCACAGCUACAAUACUCUCAGCAGCCACCACCUCCUCAGCCGCAGUACUCUCAGCCGCCACCACCACCUUCUCAACCGCACCCCUCGUUCCCACCUGCUAACCCCUCUCUACCUCAACAACCAAUCGGUAAUCAUCUUCCAGAAGAAUCAAUGUAUGCACCCCCACAGACUUACCCAUCGGGAAUUCGCCCCCCACCCCCCUCUCAACAAUACUAUAGCCCCACCAACGUGUAUGAGCCUCCAUCAAACAAACCUGCAUUAGGAUAUUCUAGUUCUUUUGGUCCAUCAUCUGGUCAUGGUGAUCCAUAUCCUUACAGCAGCUCUCCAUCAAAGUAUGGUGGUAAUAACUCGCCUGUGAAAGCACAGCAUAUGGGCCAGAGUGGUGGAAGUGGUUAUCCACAGCUACCUACAGCUAGAGUAUUACCUCAAGCACUGCCGGCAGCCGCCGCAGUAGGUGGUGGUGGUGGUGGUGGUUCUGGGUCUGGUUCAGGUGGUUCUGGGAAUAGGGUACCUAUUGAUGAUGUAGUCGACAGAGUAACAAACAUGGGAUUUCCGAGGGACCAAGUCAGGGCGACGGUGAAAAAGUUGACAGAAAAUGGACAAGCGGUUGAUCUGAAUAUAGUCCUCGACAAGUUGAUGAAUGAUGGAGAUGGACGAAAUUGGUUUGGUCGGUAAAUCGAGCCUUUUCUGCUUCGUGGUUUGUAGAGAUUUAAAUUACCCGUUUUUGUGUUAACUCUGCGUGGACAAAGAUAAUUUCUCGUGUUUUGAUUGUCCUGUAAUUGGGUUUUACAUUUUUUCUAGAGAUAUUUAUGAAACCUUGUUCUUGAGUUUGAUCAUGAUUUGCCAAUGUGCUUUGUGUUUGUAUUUGUCUGUGUUUAUAUUUCCUUUCUUUUCAUCCUCACUCCCCAGUGUGUAAGUAUCCAGUGUAAGUUCUUGUGAUUAUAUAUACAUUUGUCUGUAAAAUCGUAAAUCAAUACAUUUCGGGUAUUGUUA
Messenger RNA from Erythranthe guttata (spotted monkey flower), 2296 nucleotides. RefSeq names its product basic salivary proline-rich-like protein (DUF1421). The record is from RefSeq and is a predicted model, not a curated record. NCBI's taxonomy places the organism in Eukaryota, Viridiplantae, Streptophyta, Magnoliopsida, Lamiales, Phrymaceae.